Paramormyrops kingsleyae is the source of this 2194-nucleotide messenger RNA. It is a transcript of the gene mtfr2, whose product is annotated as mitochondrial fission regulator 2. Gene Ontology annotation, biological process: aerobic respiration; mitochondrial fission. NCBI's taxonomy places the organism in Eukaryota, Metazoa, Chordata, Actinopteri, Osteoglossiformes, Mormyridae. Gene Ontology annotation, cellular component: mitochondrion. The record is from RefSeq and is a predicted model, not a curated record.
AGUUCCUUUUACCUGGAAGCGUGGCUACUGUUAGGGGGAAGCUGGGGAAGCUUCUAUCGUAUGACUUCUGCUAUGUAGUCACUCAGUGCGUUAUUUGUUAACAGGCAGUAAUUUGCUGUUUAUUUCUAGAAGCAGUGAUUGUAAUUGUCAUUUUUUACGAUCGGGAUUCGGUUGAUCUUCGGGCAUUAAUUGCAAGCUUUUACGCGUUCCUUUUGCAUAUUUGCAAUAUGGUCAUCAAGACUGAGUAGCUGCUAAUGUAGCGUCGUUUGAACUUCGGUAUUACUGUUAGCUUUAAAUAACAUCUGCAAUGUCUCCCUUGAUUGGCAUUCUUGAUUUUCUACGGUAUGUGCUUGAAUACUUUGGACUUCCAGCAGACAUGUUAUUGCCUGUAUGCCAGAGCAAAUUAUGUGGGCAGUAUCGCAGCAUUGUUCGUUUGAUUGGAAGCAACCUUCCCUUGAGUCCUCGUCCACGAGUUCAUUUUCAAGUCCCCUUCCUGACACAUGCGACUCAUGGAAGGGUCGGCUUUGACUUGGAGAGUCCCACCAUACCGUCUUUCGCCGAUGUAAUGUGGGUUGUUAGAAAUGACAACGAAACCGUUGCAAAGUUUAGGAGUGGCAUCCACCUUCCCAGUGGACACGGACUUCGCCACUGUGCUGCAGUAGAGGUUGGCCCUGAAAGGGCGGUGGCAUUGAAGAAGAUCACAGCGCUCGAAGAGGAGCUGCUCCGUUUACGGGCUCAGAUCGCCGUCAUCGUUAGUGCCCCGAUAGGUCCUGAUAUGUCCCAGAACAGUUUGGAGAUCACUGGGGCUCCUCUCCCUGCUCCUCCUCUUCCAGUCCUCACGUCGACUCCUCGCUGUUUCCCUCCUCCUCCCCCUCCUCCUCCUCCUCCUCCACCACCUCCACCUUCCAGUUAUGAGUCUGUAAAUAGAUCAGAGAAGACUUCACUCUCGGCCUUUGCCAUACAGUCCCAGACAGGUGACCCCGAGCAGAAGAAGAAUCAUUGUAGCCAGGCAGCUGGAUCAGAACCCAGUAAAGGCCCCAGCAUGCUGGAGGUGCUGAAGGAUCUGAACCAGGUCAAACUACGUGCGGUGGAGAGGUCGCCAGGUGGGACCCCUGUGAGACUGAGGCGAAGGACGCUGGGGAAGACCUUGCCCUCGGAUCCUGCUUCCAUCAUAGCCGAAGCGCUAAAAAAGAAGUUUGCAUGCCGGCAGCUGGAGGACUCUUUUGACAAGGAGAACUGCUCCUCUGAGCUCUCCCCUUUCGGAAGCCCCGAGGUGCCCUGUAUCCCUCAGCAUGUGAGGCGUGAUCAUGGCAGGCUGUAUUUGUGAAAUCCUGUUCAGCCGGCAACUAAUCAGAACAAGGCUUUCACUCCGAACUCUGCUGCUCCUGGACACAUACAGACUUCUGUGUGCCGACUCCAACAUAAAGAUUCUGACGUUCUCUGGUUGCUGUGUGUGUUAAUGUUGCUCGGUCUGCCACAAUUCUAUAACGCCUUUAUAUCUUAAAUACAUUUUGAUAUAUUCCAUUGAGCUUCUAAUUUCAGAAAUGCACUCCAAAAACAAUACCAUCUAUAGGAAGAGAUUCAGGAAUUUACUGCGAUGACCUGUUUCAUUGUGAGCUCAGGUUAGGAAGUAGUAUGUCCAGGCAAACUGUAUGAGGCACUGAAUAAGGAAGCUAUGUGUACUGGUUAAAGCCUCGCCGCAGCUCUGCAUUUGAAACCUUGUGCUCUUUCUGGAUGGCGUAUGACUGUCAGGGUGAGGAGUUUAUGGAUAUUGUGACACAGGAACCAGCAGCGUUCAGCUUGCAUUGGAAUUGUAAACGGUUAGCAGUCUUGCUCCUUUGUGUGCCUGUUUUGCAGGAGAAUUUCCUGUAUAAAAUGCACAGGUUUGCCUUUUCCCUGGUAUCUGCUAGAAUAACAUUUUUGUGUGUAAAUAUUAAAAUGCACUUCAACAAGAAUCCCUCUGAAAUCACAAGACCUACUCUAAUGAUACUGCUGUAGUGUAAUAUACUGUUGUAUUGUGACUUUGUUGUAACUUCUGAGAGACUGUUCUGGGGCUUUGAGCUGCCUGCCUUUUGUACAUAUCGUUUGAAGUGUUACUGGUCAGUUGUUGGAUACCUGCACCUUAAUAAAUCAUGCAUCGCCAUGGGAAACUGCCAAUCGGCCAGUACCAUCAACAUGGCUGCUUUAAGACAAA